UUACAUCCAAACGAGCAACUGACUGCAGCGCCACCAGCAGAGACUUAAAAAAGUCUCACCACUUAUCGGUUGUUUAGCUGUGGAAGCCGGCUGACAAUCCUAACCUUAAAAUUAUGCCUUCUUUUACCGUGGAUUAGGAUUUUUUCGAUCGAAGAACGUCGAUCAAAGCUGAGGAUAAAAUGAGCGUCAAGAUACGCACCGAGCUGUGCAAAAGGAUCAAAGGAUCUUUGGGAAAUACUCAGCCACCCGAGGCUGUGAACGCUGUUCUUUCUUACCUGGAUUUGAGGCGGGACAAUUCAAGCGGCGACUUUAUCGUCUCAUUACCGUUGAGAACUAGGGAAUAUGAUGCGAGGAGUUCGGCUGAUAAUAUCGUUUCGCUAAAGCCUGACGGUGUGUUUACUGAGGUCCGACCGAACGAAAAUAGAUUAGACAAUGUACUGUUUCGUUUGAACAGGGAUCGCUGCGUCAGGGAGAUUCUGGAGAAUGAUCCAAAGACAGUUACGAUACCUGGGAUCGACGACGUAGGGAAAAAGAUCAUUGUCGAGUUCAGUUCUCCUAACAUUGCAAAGCCCUUUCAUGUCGGUCAUUUGCGCUCUACCAUCAUUGGAAACUACGUCGCAAAUAUCAAUAAUUUCAUGCGCAACGAUGUCAGGAGGAUUAAUUACCUCGGGGAUUGGGGAACCCAGUUUGGGUUUGUUCAGCUCGGUAUUAAUUUGCUCAAUGUGGCCGAUGAGAAGAUGAAACAGGAGCCGAUCAAGCUGCUCUAUGAUGCUUAUGUUCAUGCUAAUAAACUUGCCAUAACUGAUCCGUCGAUAGCUGAGAGAGCAAGAGAAAUCUUCAAUGAUUUAGAAUCUGGGAAUGCAAGGGAUAUAGGGAAGUGGGAAACGUUCAGGCAAUUCACUGUCGACGAGCUAACGGCGACCUACCAAAGACUCGGCGUCAAAUUCGACGAGUACAAUUGGGAGUCUACUUAUAAUGCUAAAAAUAUAUCACAGAUCAUAUCGCUCAUGGAAUCGCAAGGUCUCCUCAUCACUGACAGCGAAUGCAGAAAGGUGGUUUCUCUUCACGAGAAGCGCCAAGUACCAAUAAUCAAAAGUGAUGGAUCAACGCUGUACUUAACAAGAGACAUAGCGGCAGCUGUGGACAGAUUUGACAGAUACAAAUUUGACGCCAUGUAUUACGUCGUUGAUACUGCCCAGAACGAGCACUUCGCCACUUUGAUUAAAAUACUAGAAAAAAUGAAAUUUCCCUGGGCGGACAGACUCACGCACUUAAAGUUUGGCAGGAUCAAAGGCAUGAGCACCAGAAAGGGUUCGGCUGUGUUUCUGAAAGAUAUUUUAGACGAGACUCAAGCAGUGAUGAGGGAAAAUCAGAUUCAGUCACCGACCACCAAAGUAUCGCUCGAUUCUUCCGACAAGUCUACAGACAUUUUGGGUAUAUCUGCCGUGAUUAUAAACGAUUUGAAACAGAGAAGAUCAAAGGAUUAUAAUUUCGACUGGAACACAGCAUUGGACAUUAAAGGAGAUACCGGGGUAAAAAUGCAGUACGUUCACUGCAGGCUGAAGAGCCUGGAGGAAAAUUCCGGAGCGAAGUUGCCGACCGAAUGUGAUCCGUCGCUUUUGCGAGAGCAGAUUGUUGAAGAGCUCAUUGUUCAAAUUGGCAGAUUUGAUCAGGCAGUUAUUAAGUCCCACCGAGAACUGGAGCCUUGCAUUCUGGUCAAUUAUCUUUUCGGACUUAGCCACGCCGUAAACAAGGGACUCAAGGAGAUCAGGGUCAAAGGUGAACCGGACGACGUAGCCUCUCAAAGACUGCUGGUCUUUUACGCAGCGAAAAGAGUUCUCGCUCAGGGCAUGAAGCUGCUGGGACUACAGCCGCUGGAUAAAAUGUAACACGAAUAACUAUGAUAAUUCGACAAAUGUACAAAGUAGAUAGUAGAUAAUUAAGUAAAAGAAAUUUACAACAA
Molecule: messenger RNA, 1963 nt
Organism: Diprion similis
Lineage: Eukaryota; Metazoa; Arthropoda; Insecta; Hymenoptera; Diprionidae
Gene: ArgRS-m
Product: probable arginine--tRNA ligase, mitochondrial
Exons: 5
Coding region: 180-1889 (569 amino acids)
Biological process (GO): arginyl-tRNA aminoacylation; mitochondrial translation
Cellular component (GO): mitochondrion
Molecular function (GO): ATP binding; arginine-tRNA ligase activity
Source: RefSeq, a predicted model, not a curated record